CGCGGUCGUCCUCCCAGGCCCCCGCGCCAUGUGGAGGAGCUGCCUCCGGCUGCGGGGCGGGGGUCGCCAUCUCCUGACCUGCCCCCGGGGUGGUCUCAGCGCCUCCGAGGGGCUGGGGCCAAAACCCCCGGCCCACACCCGGGCCUACGUGCCCCCGGCAGAAAGGAAGAGGUUCUAUCAGAAUGUCAGCAUCACGCAGGGGGAAGGCGGCUUUGAGAUCAAUCUGGACCACAGGAAGCUGAGGACUCCCCAGGCCAAGCUCUUCACCGUCCCCAGCGAGGCCCUGGCCGUCGCCGUGGCCACUGAGUGGGACUGCCAGCAGGACACCAUCAAGACGUACACCAUGCACCUGACCACACUGUGCAACACGUCUCUAGACAACCCGACCCAACGAGACAAGGACCAGCUCAUCAGGGCAGCCACAAAGUUUCUGGACACUGACACCGUCUGGCUGGUGGCCUCUGCAGCUCUCUCAGGCUCCAGGACCCAGGGGGUCGCGUCCGGCCACCGCACGUUCUCCCGUAGGCCGCCUGCUCAUCACUUGUCCGCUGGGUCACGGAUGGCCCGACCUUGGCAUCCAGCGGCUGGCCUCCUCGUCUGCAUCCUCCCCGCACCCGGGUUCUUCAGCGGCUACAGGGUGGAAGAACCAGAGACACUGGUGGAGCUGCAGAGGAACGAGUGGGACCCGGUCAUAGGCUGGGCCGAGAGGAGAUACGGCGUGAAGAUCGGCUCCUCCACCAGCAUCAUGGGGCCCAGCAUCCCAGCCCGGACUCGGGAGGUGCUGGUCAGCCACCUGGCCUCCUACAACAUGUGGGCCCUACAAGGGAUUGAGUUCGUGGUGAGCCAGCUCAAGUCCCUGGUGCUGACCUUGGGCCUGAUCGACUUGCACCUGACGGUGGAGCAGGCCGUGCUGCUGUCGCGCCUGGAGGAGGCGUUCCAGAUCCAGAAGUGGGGCAGCGUCGAGUGGGCCCACGACUACGAGCUGCGGGACCUGCAGGCGCGUACGGCCGCUGGCGCCCUCUUCGUGCACCUCUGCUCCGAGAGCUCGGCCGUCAAGCACAAGCUGCUGUAGGGGAGACGCGGGUUCGAGCCCUGGUCCGGGAAGAUCCCACAACUACUGAGCCCGCGUGCCACAACUACUGAGCCCUCGCGCCUAGAGCCCAUGCUCCGCAGCAAGAGAAGCCACGGCAAUGAGAAGCCCACGCACCGCAACAAAGAGUAGCCCCUGUUCGCUGCAACGAGAGGAAGCCCGCGCACAGCAACGAAGACCCAACGCGGCCAAAAAUAAAUAUAAAUUUUA
Physeter macrocephalus (sperm whale) is the source of this 1300-nucleotide messenger RNA. It is a transcript of the gene ATPAF2, whose product is annotated as ATP synthase mitochondrial F1 complex assembly factor 2. The record is from RefSeq and is a predicted model, not a curated record. NCBI's taxonomy places the organism in Eukaryota, Metazoa, Chordata, Mammalia, Artiodactyla, Physeteridae. Gene Ontology annotation, cellular component: mitochondrion. The transcript is spliced from 10 exons. Gene Ontology annotation, biological process: mitochondrial proton-transporting ATP synthase complex assembly. The coding region runs from base 29 to 1072 and encodes 347 amino acids.